AUGCCGAGUAUAGAGUUUGGACAACGAAACAACGGUGGAAUUACAUCUGAGACACAAAUGUUUCCAGAGUUUGAAUUUUUAGAAGGAAGCAAUCAAUUUGUUUCCGAUGAUCUUUUUCAAUCAUGGAGUUCUGAAUUAGGAAUACCUAUUAUGCCAGAAGGAGAUAUGAUAUUGGAUUAUGAUAAAACUACAAAUGAAGGAGUGAAAAAUAUUUUUGACUUAUGGACCCCCUUUAAAGAGAUUGACUUUAAUCAGACACAAAAUAACUCGGGAUUGGAGGAAAUAAACGAGACAAGAAAUGAAAUUAAAUUUGAACCUGAAAGUCCAACUGUACAAUUUCCAUUAUCACCCAGUAGCCUUAACCAUUCAGAAUCUAAUGAUUCAAAUAAGCAAGUGAAAUGUUCAAUGCAAGAAGUAUCUAAUUGUACAAUGCAAGAUAUAAAAGCAGAAUUUACUUUAGAGACACCAAUAAUUUCUUCUCCGCAAUGCACGUCUCCAUUAUCACAAUCACCUCAAUCACCUUUAAAUUCAUCAAGUGUAAUGCAACAAAUUAAAUUCAUGCCUGUUAGUAAAGAAGACACAGAGCCUCCAAAAUAUAUACUCGCAAAAGCGGAUUUUGCGAAGCAUGCUCAUAUCCAACCUAUAAAUAUUGCACAAAAUAUAAAAUAUGGCGAGCCUCAAAAUACUAUUUUUCUCCAAGACUUUGGUACAUUUGCACAGAAUGCAAAUUCACAGCAAAUAUUGUAUCCCUCAAAACUUCGGAUAUUACCAGCAAAUAAACAAAAUUCAUUGAAUAUCAACUCAACUGAUAAAACGGAAACUGCUACAUUUCAAUUACCACAGAAUGUAAAAAUAAUUAAUACUAUCAAAUCAAAUAUUUGUCCAACGAAUACUACGGAAUCAAUAGAUACUUCUACUAUUUUAAAUAAUGGAUCUGUGAAAAGUAACAAUAUUGUUGUUUCAAACAAAACCAUAAGUUAUACACCACUUCAAGUAAUGCAGAAUAAAGUAAACUCCAAUUCGUUAAUUGUACAAAAUGAAGCGAUUGAUCUCGUGAAUUUGCCAAAAAAUAAUCAAGAAUAUAAAUUAAAGGCAUUAAAAAGACAACAAAGAAUGAUAAAAAAUAGGGAAUCCGCUUGCCUCUCACGAAAGAAGAAAAAAGAAUAUGUAUCUUCUUUGGAGAAACAAGUAUCCGAGUUGAAGGAAGAGAAUAGACAAUUAAAAUCGGAAAAUACAAUCUUAAAACAGAGACUGUCAGAAAUGGAAAACAAUAUCACAAAUAAUAACAAGCAUAAAAAUUUCAAUUUUAAUCCCUUGAAAAAGAAAAUAAAGGGAAGUGCCGUUAUUCUUUUCGGUAUAAUUUUCAUGGUAUCGUUCAACGUUGACGGCUUUAGGGGAACACUUUCACAAAAUGUACAUUUUAAAACUGAAUCUGAUAGUUUAUCAGUAUCUAUAGCAAAGGAUAAACAUAACAGAAGAUUGUUCUGGACGGUAGAUGAAACCGAUAACAAUAUGGAAGAUCGAAUUGAAGAAAGUUUUAAUAAAAGUAUACCGACACAUCAACCGAUAUGUCCAAUGUAUAUUAAUCAGAGUGAGUCCAUACGUUUAGACAGCGAAUUAAGACGUUGGAUCGUUGGUGAAUCUGAUCAAGAUAAUCAGACUGCUCUAAGAAAAACGAAAUUUCAGACAGAUUCGUUAAAUGUAUCGUUGUCGAGAUCGCCAUUAGAAGAAAAAACUAGAAAGAAAUUGUACUUAUCACGAGAUAGGAAAAUAAAAACUAUGCAUAAAAUGAUCGACAUUCCUGCCGUUAAUCAAUAUUCAGAUAAUAAUGCAAUUGAGAUCUUUUCUCCAAUAUUGAGCGAACAUGCUUCUUUAUUUGAAGCUUUAGGAAGAAAAGAUGAUACAUUUUAUGUUGUCUGGUUUAGUGGUGAACAUUUAUUAUUGCCAGCUUCCCGGAAGAAUAAUACAGCUAGACCUAAAAUGUCUUUAGUUCUACCUGCUGUGUCUAUAAACGGUACAUUUUCAACGCCACCUAAUCAUAUAACAAUGAUGCAGAUUGAUUGCGAGGUAACUAAUACGCAACUGCUACAUUUACAACAAUCCAUUAUACCUGUCCAUUUACGAAACAGUAAACCUAUGAGUCAAUCGAAUCAAUCUCAUUCUGUUGAGGAUAUAGACAAUCCAUCUGCAGAUAAUAUCACUAGAAAUUACAAACCGUACUUUUUGAAAGAAGCUAAUAGAAAACAUCGGUAUAGAAAACACUUUAUGUAAUGAUCACAUAAAUAAAAAAAUUAGAAAUUUUGACAUUUUGUGUAAUAAGAAAU
Messenger RNA from Trachymyrmex septentrionalis, 2324 nucleotides. It is a transcript of the gene Atf6, whose product is annotated as cyclic AMP-dependent transcription factor ATF-6 alpha. Gene Ontology annotation, biological process: endoplasmic reticulum unfolded protein response; regulation of transcription by RNA polymerase II. The coding region runs from base 1 to 2271 and encodes 756 amino acids. Lineage: Eukaryota; Metazoa; Arthropoda; Insecta; Hymenoptera; Formicidae. Gene Ontology annotation, cellular component: nucleus. Gene Ontology annotation, molecular function: DNA-binding transcription factor activity, RNA polymerase II-specific; RNA polymerase II cis-regulatory region sequence-specific DNA binding. The transcript has 8 exons. The record is from RefSeq and is a predicted model, not a curated record.